This is a messenger RNA of Girardinichthys multiradiatus, 1363 nucleotides long. Its product is annotated as high mobility group protein B1-like. Gene Ontology annotation, biological process: regulation of transcription by RNA polymerase II. Gene Ontology annotation, molecular function: DNA binding, bending. Gene Ontology annotation, cellular component: nucleus. Lineage: Eukaryota; Metazoa; Chordata; Actinopteri; Cyprinodontiformes; Goodeidae. The coding region runs from base 167 to 775 and encodes 202 amino acids. The record is from RefSeq and is a predicted model, not a curated record. The transcript has 5 exons.
UCCGAAGAGCGACAGAGCAGGCGCUGGCCAAUGGCGGCCAAGCCCCGUCGAGAGUAAUGUUGAGCGAGCUGAAGACUGAAGACACUGCGUAUCGCCUGUGCUCCCUCAUAGACAGCCAUUGCAGAGCAUUGAGAUCCAGCGAUAGUCAGUUGAUACUGCCAUCAAGAUGGGGAAAGAUCCAACUAAACCGAGGGGGAAGAUGUCCUCCUAUGCCUACUUUGUCCAGACCUGCAGAGAGGAGCAUAAGAAGAAACACCCUGAUGCAUCAGUGAACUUUGCAGAGUUCUCCAAGAAGUGCUCUGAGCGAUGGAAGACAAUGUCGGCCAAGGAGAAGGGCAAAUUUGAAGACAUGGCGAAGCAAGAUAAGGCUCGCUACGAGAGGGAGAUGAUGAGCUACGUGCCUGCUAGGGGUGGCAAGAAGAAGAAGUUCAAGGACCCCAAUGCUCCCAAGAGACCCCCAUCUGCUUUCUUCAUCUUUUGCUCAGAGUUCCGCCCUAAGGUGAAAGGUGAGAGCCCUGGUCUCACCAUUGGAGAUGUCGCCAAGAGGCUGGGCGAGAUGUGGAAUAGCACCUGUGCAGAGGACAAGCAGCCCUAUGAGAAGAAGGCAGCUAAACUGAAGGAGAAAUAUGAGAAGGACAUCGCAGCUUACCGUGCUAAGGGCAAAACAAGCAGCGCACCGGCAAAGGCCCCCGCCAAGGCCGAGAAGGAUGACGACGACGACGAUGAAGACGACGACGAGGAGGAAGAGGACGACGAUGACGAGGAUGAUGAUUAGAAUGGCGGGCAAUCUAUAGUGGUCAUUUUCUUGUUUAUAAAGCAUUUAACCCCCUUGUCCACACUUCACUUGCUAAAUGAAAAUACAAUAGUAACAAAGGGGUAAAAAAAACAACAAAAUGAGUAAAACAAAAAAAAAUUAAUGCCAACAUAAAGGCUGUGUAUAUCGGUUGUUUUUAUGCUGUACAGUUUUUCUUUUUUUUCUUUUUUUCCCCUUUUUUGUAUAGUUAACACUACACAUGUAUGGUGUCUGUAUCCUUCUGCCAGUCUUAUUUUCUUCCCAGUGGUAGUUUUUCUAGACCACUAUCCUGCCUGGUACACUGUAAAGGGGGUGGGCUUGCAGUAUUUCCCUUAGCUAGCAGUGCACAGCACAUAAAAACGUCGGAGUUAGAUCUGAGUGUUUCCUUCAAAUUUUUUUUUUCUUUGUGUGUUUUUAUUUCAAACAUGUCAUCAGAAUUGACGUAUCACGGUUAUUUUACUGAUCUUUCUGUACCACGGUAAUCCUAAAAAAAAAAUAAUAAUAAAAAAACUUGUUUAUUGUUGAACUUUAAAUUGCUUCUGAUGUCAAUAAACUUUUUUUUUAAUAAAA